Chroicocephalus ridibundus (black-headed gull) is the source of this 3510-nucleotide messenger RNA. RefSeq names its product methylenetetrahydrofolate reductase (gene MTHFR). Gene Ontology annotation, cellular component: cytosol. Gene Ontology annotation, biological process: tetrahydrofolate interconversion. Gene Ontology annotation, molecular function: methylenetetrahydrofolate reductase [NAD(P)H] activity; FAD binding. The record is from RefSeq and is a predicted model, not a curated record. Lineage: Eukaryota; Metazoa; Chordata; Aves; Charadriiformes; Laridae. The transcript has 12 exons. Bases 146 to 2101 code for a protein of 651 amino acids.
CUGGAGCGGCGGUGGCGGCGCCAUGUCGGAGAAGGGCAAGCGCGGGGCCCCACGUGACCCGCCCCGCCCCGCCCGGCCUUAAAGCGGCGCGGGCUGGGGCCGCUCGCGAUGCGCAGCGCCUGGCACCGCCGGCAGAGAGCUCACCAUGGUCAAUGAGACCCAGCAUACCUGCAGUGCCAGUUCCAGCUCCAAGUCUGAUGGUGGCAGCAGUAGUGGGAGCGAAAGCUCCAAGGACAGCUCACGCUGUUCCACCCCUGUCCUCGACGCUGACCGUCAUGAGCGACUGCGGGAGAAGAUGCGCCGACGGCAGGACUCUGGAGACAAGUGGUUCUCCUUGGAGUUCUUCCCUCCACGCACAGCCAAUGCUGCUGUCAAUCUCAUCUCCAGGUUUGACCGCAUGGGAGCGGGUGGUCCACUCUUCAUUGAUGUGACGUGGCACCCUGCAGGGGACCCAGGAUCUGACAAGGAAACCUCUUCCAUGAUUAUUGCCAAUACUGCAGUCAACUACUGUGGCCUGGAGACCAUCCUGCACAUGACAUGCUGCAAUCAGACCAAGGAUGACAUCACAGGGCAUCUGCAGAAGGCCAAACGUCUGGGGUUGAAGAACAUCAUGGCAUUGCGUGGAGAUCCUGCUGGUGAGGAGUGGGAGGAAGAAGUAGAUGGCUUCAACUAUGCUGUUGACCUGGUUAAGCACAUUCGCAAUGAAUUUGAUGAUUACUUUGACAUCUGUGUGGCAGGCUACCCCAAGGGUCAUCCUGAGGCAGAGAGCUAUGAGGCAGACCUGAGGCACCUGAAGGAGAAAGUCUUUGCUGGGGCAGACUUCAUCAUUACGCAGCUUUUCUUCCGAUCAGAAACCUUUCUCAAGUUCAUGAAGGACUGUCAAGCCAUUGGCAUCACCUGCCCCAUUAUUCCUGGCAUCUUCCCCAUACAGGGUUACCACUCCCUGCGCCAGCUGGUGAAGCUCUCCAAGCUGGAAGUGCCUCAAGAAAUCAAAGAUGUGAUUGAACCUAUCAAGGACAAUGAUGCAGCCAUCCGGAACUAUGGGGUGGAGCUGGCAGUGUCUAUGUGCCGGGAACUGUUGGAUAGUGGCAUGGUGCAUGGGCUCCAUUUUUAUACCCUCAAUCGGGAAGUAGCUACUACUGAAGUCCUUAAGCGCCUGGGCAUCUGGAAGGAGGACCCAAGGCGGCCUCUGCCCUGGGCAGUCAGCGCUCACCCCAAGAGAAGAGUUGAAGAUGUUCGGCCAAUCUUCUGGGCCUCUAGGCCAAAGAGUUACAUCUAUCGAACUCAAGAAUGGGACGAUUUCCCCAAUGGCCGAUGGGGUAACUCCUCCUCUCCAGCCUUUGGGGAACUGAAGGACUAUUAUCUCUUCUAUCUGAAGAGCAAGUCUCCCCGGGAGGAGCUCCUGAAGAUGUGGGGAGAAGAGCUGACUGGUGAGGAAAGCGUCUUUGAGGUGUUCACAUGUUACAUCACCGGAGAACCCAACAAGAACGGGCACAAGGUUACGUGUAUGCCUUGGAAUGACGACCCUCUUGCUACCGAAACCAACCUUCUGAAGGAACAGCUGGAGAAGGUUAACAGACGAGGAAUCCUCACCAUCAACUCCCAGCCAAACAUCAAUGGCAAACCAUCCACAGACCCCAUUGUAGGCUGGGGGCCCAGUGGGGGUUACGUCUUCCAAAAGGCAUACCUAGAGUUCUUCACCUCCAGCGAGAUCGUCACAGCACUGCUCAAAGUGCUGAAGAAGUACGAGCUGCGAGUGAACUACCACAUUGUGAAUGUCAAGGGCCAGAAUAUCACCAAUGCUCCAGAUCUGCAACCCAAUGCUGUCACCUGGGGCAUCUUCCCAGGCAGAGAGAUCAUCCAGCCCACUGUAGUGGAUCCUGUAAGCUUCCUCUCCUGGAAGGAUGAGGCCUUUGCACUGUGGAUUGAGCAAUGGGCUAAACUCUAUGAAGAGGAGUCACCCUCUCGCAUGAUCAUCCAGUACAUCCAUGACAAUUACUACUUGGUCAACCUGGUGGACAAUGACUUCCCACUCGAAAACUGUCUCUGGCAGGUUGUAGAUGAUACUUUUGAGCUGUUGAACUCCCCAACUCUGCAGUGAAAAUUCCUCUUCUAAUCCCUUACUUCCCCGUUCCGUCCAUUGACUGCGGAGAGAGAAAAAGCAGCUCCUGUGCCAAUGGAGGACCACACACUCCUGCACCCAGUGCCCAGGCUAGCGCUCUGAUCUACCCACACUACAUGCUCUUCUGCCCAACAGAAAGGCUCCCUGACCUCUUCUCACUGAACAAUAGCCAGAACUACCUGAACCUCUGAGCUGAGGCUCCAGACUGAGCUUAAAGGCCAGCUCUGCAGGAUGAAGAGGUGCUAAUCAUGACUAUGUUGAUUACACUAACAGGCGAACUCUUACGCAUCAAUGUGAUAAAACUCAGUGGUAUUGGUAACUUUCUUAUGCCAGAAAUGCUGCCUUGGGGGCAGAAACACUCCUGUCAACAGUGCCUAUGCUAGGAGACUAUUUCAGCAGUUACCAACCCUCAAAAGAAGAUCAAGUUGCUUUUAUAUUGCACUCCUAAGAUGUAUUUUGUCAUAACUGACCAUAUCAGGCUCUUUUGCACUCUCUCCAGAAGAAGGUUCAAGUUUUCUCCCUUUAUUAUAUUUCCUCUUUUCUUUUUAGUAGGAAUCACACUAUUUCUUAGACUAAGUACAAUAAAAUACCCAAAUACAAAUGUCUCUUGUACUAAGCCCUACUCUUGUAAGUAGCAAAGACUCAUGUUAUUUGCAAACUACUCAGCCUGGGACAAGGGAAAGUUUUAAGAAAAGCAAUUAUUCAUGGGGCAAUUCUGCCUUCACUUUCAACACAUGCCCUAAGUAUAGACAAAGCUCCACAAUAGAACAAAGAAAGCUUAAAUCCUAGAAUUUACCAAAAGCAACCAGCUACAACCUUUAGUUUAAUUCUGCAAGGUUACAGGAGUUGUGGUGGUCCUUUUCCAGUGGAAAGAUAGCCUGUCUUUCCUGACCUGAUGACUUACCAGCCUUAGGCCCCACAGCACUGAAAUAAGGGCUUGGGGGAGCUAUGCAGGCUGCUUUGUGUACUUAACAAUCCCGAAAAGCUACCACAGGCUAGGAAAACAAGACCUUGGGGCAGUUCCCAGUGGGAUUUUGAGAUCCCUGCCAUGCUGUGAGCAUCUCUUUCAAACAAGCAAGGAAGAAAAGCCUCUUCCAGAUUCUUCAGACCCUCUCAUUACAGCUGUCUGAGACUGGGCUCAUAUAUCCAGGGUAAUUACAGGGCAUCAAUCACAGAAGCAAGUAAUGGGAAGGUUGGGGGUCAGACACGCCUGUCUUGCCUCAGCAAAGCUUUUGGUGCUCAGCUGUUCCCAGCAGGUUUCUUCAUCCCUAGCCCAUUCAGCACAGAAAGGAACCAGCAGGAAGCAGUCAAGAGGUUGGCCACCCACUGAAAGGCUUAAUGAAGAGCUGAUGGACCUAGACAGGGGGAGGAGGUGUGAUCCAUGUGGG